Messenger RNA from Juglans microcarpa x Juglans regia, 2854 nucleotides. RefSeq lists its product as uncharacterized. The coding region runs from base 382 to 2670 and encodes 762 amino acids. The record is from RefSeq and is a predicted model, not a curated record. The transcript is spliced from 5 exons. NCBI's taxonomy places the organism in Eukaryota, Viridiplantae, Streptophyta, Magnoliopsida, Fagales, Juglandaceae.
CCCCAAAAAGAAUAUUAUUUAUUUGUGCAUUUUAAUUGUUCCUACAAACAACAUAUAUUCUUCGCAAGUUGCUUUCUUUCUCUGCAGAGUUUUCUCAACCCCUCCUGGAAUCUCGCCCGUUUGGCCUCGAAUAAUAUCACUGAUUUUUCUUUCACCAACAAAGUUCGCUGUCUGCAAGUGGAGCGUCCACUAUCUCCAGUAAACCUUGAUUGAGAAAUUCUGUGCCCGUGUCACUCUCCGACUUUGCUUAGAAUUUGAGGGAAAAACUUCGAGGUUGAUUGAAAUGAUGGGUACCAAAAACUUGCUUACGCCAAAAGCCAUUUCGAUUUGGUUACUAAUCUUCUUGUAAAUGAGUAUGUGUUCCGGAACAAGGUUUGGGUUAUGGGUUCUGUAUGGGUUUUUGUCUGGAACUUCGUCUUCCCUAUUCUUGGAUUAAUUAUCAUAUUCGUAUUCAGAUCUCAAGCAAAUGAUUCGGAAAACGCCAAUGGUAGCGGUGACAUUCAUUCUCGACAAGACGAUCAAACUGGUUCAAGUGAUUCGCAUACUGAUGGUUUCAGAAAAGAAGAGGCUGCUUUUAGCGAACCGGACAGUAAAACUGGCAAUAAAAGCAAUGCAGAAAGAGAAAGUUCUGAGUAUGCCACGGCUGCCGGCGCUAGCAGGUAUGAGUUUGUGUCCGGGAAAGGUGUUCGUGGAUUCUUGGAAGGACCCGAAACCACGAGCUUCAGUGUCCGAGAAUUGUUUGCUCGCUCGGAUGAUUAUACUGUUUGCAACGACCAAAGUCUUGGUCCUAGGAUUUUUACCGACAAAGAUUUUCGGGAGCUCAAUUUAGAAGAAGAGGCCAUUGAUCAAGAAAAAGCAGAGGACUCUGUCGAAAACUUUGGUUUUGGUGAGGUUUUGGAGAAAGCAGAACAGGAAACAUCCAAUGAAAAAAAAUUGAUUUCGGGGGAGGGAGACCAGAUAGGUGGCGCAGAAAGGAGUAUUCUAUGUAACGAUGAUAUUGUGGAUGAAGUUGAAUCGGUUUCCGAAGAUUGCUCUCUACGAUUUGGAUCAGAAACAGAGUCGAUUAGUUCAAGCGGUGAGUUGUCGAUGAACAAUCACAUGAUUGAUUCAAUUACCUAUGAGGUUUUGGCCAGCAAAAAUGUCGGUGAAGGAUGGGAAUGUGAAGCCCUUUUGGCCAAUGAUGGAGGAAAAGUAAAAGACAAUAUUCAAGAAGUUUCAAGCUUUGAAACAAGUCUCUGGGGGCCCCAAGAAAUUGUUGCUGUUGAUCAGCCACAUGAUUCCGAUGAAGAAUACAUAGAACUAGAACCCCAUUUGCAGAAUUUAAGCAGCGUGGAAGACGCAGCUUUGUUUGCGGGAGAGUCGGGAAAGCUUGAGAACAAACAUGAACAGGAAGAUUUAGGCCAAGAAGAGUCAGAACCCAAAUAUAUUUUGGAAGAAUCUAAAGGAACCGAACCAUCGGAAUCAAACUCUGAUUACCAAAACGACUUGGAAUUCCUAUGGGAGCACGGAGAUGUACUAGAACAGCUGAAAAUGGAAUUGAGAAAUCUGAGAACUGGGGGACUUCCUACCAUAUUAGAAGAGGAAGAAGAAGAAGAAGAACCAGAGUCUCCAGCAAAGGUGGAAGAUCUAAAGCCACUGAAGAUUGAAGAAAAGCUCGAGUUCAAAGAUAGAAUAGAAGAGAUCCAAAAGGUGUACAAGAGCUACUCAGAAAAAAUGCGAAAACUGGAUAUCUUGAAUAGCCAGACCAUGCAUGCAAUUGGGUUUCUCCAGUUGAAAGAGCCAGUUAAAUCGAUUUCAAUGCAAAAAUCUUCAGCUUCAGCUGCUAAAUCUCUUCCACAUAACAUAUGGCCACGAAAAGCUCGAAGAGUCAGUACGGCUGACCCUAUGCACAAACUCAACGAAGAAUUGCAAUGCAACUUGGAAUUGGUUUAUGUUGGGCAGGUUUGCCUUUCAUGGGAAAUACUCCAUUGGCAGUUUGGGAAAGCUCAAGAACUCAUGCAGGAAUACGACUCUCAGGGUUUUCAUCUCUAUAAUCAAGUUGCAGGUGAAUUUCAAUUGUUUCAAGUACUUCUGCAGAGGUUUUUAGAGAACGAACCAUUUCAAGGCCCCAGAGUGCGAAACUAUGUCAACAGUCGAUGUGUUCUUCGAAACCUUCUCCAAGUGCCACCCAUUAGAGAUGAUUGCAUGAAGGAUAAAAAGGUAGGAACGUCGGAUCAGGCGAAGGAAGAUCAUGCAAUUUCAAGUGGCAUGAUAGUAAGAAUCAUUGAGGAAUCAAUGCGAGUGUUUUGGGAAUUUCUUCGUGCUGAUAAAGAUGAAGGGAAGACGAUCCUAAAUGUUCCUCGUCAGAAAAAUCAUGUCAAUCUCCAAAAUGAUGCAGACCUCACGCUCCUGAUCGACAUUCGAGCUGAUCUUCAGAAGAAGGAGAAAAAGCUCAAGGACAUACUGAGAAGUGCAAAUUGCAUUGUAAAGAAGUUCCAAAAGCAUCAGAGCGAGGAUUUGGGUUAUUCAAUAUUCUUUGCACAGGUUGAACUGAAACUGGUUUCAAGAGUGCUAAACAUGUCAAGAUUAACGAGGGACCAAUUAGUGUGGUGUCAUGAAAAACUAGACCAGAUUAGCAUUGUUAGCAGAAGGAUUCAGGUGGAGCCCUCGUUUUUUCUGUUUCCAUGUUGAUAGGGCAGCCAGUGCCACGAUGCUUCUUUUGAGCUGUAUAGAUGCUGCUGGUCACUCUAGAUUUAUACAACACACAGAAAAAAAAAGUAUAGCAUUUGGUUAGACAUGCUUGUUAAGGAGGUUAUAAAUUGAUGUAUAGAUUCACUAGGGAAGCUUUACAAAUAACUCAGAAAAUUUGGUCUUA